Molecule: messenger RNA, 2070 nt
Organism: Mauremys reevesii (Reeves's turtle)
Lineage: Eukaryota; Metazoa; Chordata; Testudines; Geoemydidae
Gene: LDLRAD4
Product: low density lipoprotein receptor class A domain containing 4
Exons: 4
Coding region: 684-1505 (273 amino acids)
Biological process (GO): negative regulation of transforming growth factor beta receptor signaling pathway
Cellular component (GO): early endosome membrane; Golgi membrane
Molecular function (GO): R-SMAD binding
Source: RefSeq, a predicted model, not a curated record
CUCUCUCUCUCUACUCUCGCUCAUUUUCUUCCCUUCCUCCCUCCCAUUUUCCUCCCCUCAAGGCUUACAUAGCACAAGGCUUUUGACAGGGAUCAAGGGGGAAACAAUUUGGUUGGGCUUUACAGGUUUUCUUUUUCUUUAAUUUAAAAAAAAAUCCUUUUUUGUUUUAUGUUUAGUCUGAAGCAAAAAGAUUGUACUAGUCAGCGUUGAAAUGCUAGCUCUUAUCUUGUCUCUUUCUGUGUGUGUGUGUGUGUGUGUAUAUAUGAAUACACACGCAGUCUAUGUAUGUACAUUUUUGAGUAAACAAGAGUAAAAGUCCGUUUCAGCUGGCCUGAAGAUAUGAGGCCUUGGAGAGACUAUCUAUUUCCACAACAGCACCAAGUUCCUGUUACAUUACAUUUUGCUCUCUGCUGAUGGCAGUUGAUAAUUGGUAGCCACAGUCUGUGGUCUGAGCACAGCUUUUUGUCUAGCACCUGGGCUGGGCCCUGCUGAUAUACAGUGGAGUGAGAGAGAGACACACACACAGACAGAAAAUAAGCUAGCUGUAACUGUGCAACUCUGAGUGAGCGGCCUCAAGAGGAUAUUGCCUCACUGCAUGGAACUUACCUGAGGCUGUCUGGUGAUGCUGUGUGUGCUGGGGGGUUCACAGAAAGGCUUGAAUCCCUUUUCCAGAGGACACGAUUAUGUCCAGUGAACAGCGUAACAGUACAGCGUUGAAGGAUGCUCAGUUAAAAGACCUGUUAUUGGAAAAAGCUGAACUGGAGUUUGUUCAGAUAAUCAUUAUAAUCGUGGUGAUAACUGUUAUGGUGAUAGUGAUCAUCUGCCUGUUGAACCAUUACAAACUCUCAACACGCUCUUUCAUCAACCGACAGAGCCAAAACAGGAGGCAGGAAGAAACUUUGCAGCCGGAAGGGUGCUUGUGGCCUUCAGACAGCUCAGUCUCACGACAAGGUGCUUCAGAGAUCAUGUAUGCCCCAAGGUCCAGGGACAGGUUUACCGCUCCAUCAUUCAUGCAGCGGGACCGUUUCAGUCGCUUCCAGCCAACCUACCCUUACAUGCAGCAUGAGAUUGACCUUCCUCCGACCAUCUCCCUCUCUGAUGGAGAAGAGCCACCACCAUACCAAGGGCCAUGCACGCUGCAGCUCCGGGACCCAGAACAGCAGAUGGAACUCAAUCGAGAGUCUGUCAGGGCACCACCCAACAGAACCAUUUUUGACAGUGACUUGAUAGACAUUUCAAUGUACAACGGGGGCCCAUGCCCACCAAGCAGCAAUUCGGGCAUAAGUGCAACCAACUAUAGCAGUAAUGGAAGGAUGGAAGGACCACCCCCAACAUACAGUGAGGUCAUGGGUAAUUACCCAGGCUCCUCUUUUUUCCAUCACCAGCACAGCAAUGCACCUCCUUCAUCACAGAGGGGGAGCAGACUUCAGUUUCAGCAGAACAAUUCAGAGAGCACAAUAGUCCCUAUUAAAGGCAAAGACAGGAAACCAGGAAACCUUGUCUAAGUUACUUUCCCAGGUGCACUUGAACUGAAGACAAGAGAAUCAAACAGGAAUGUGGAGGAAAAUCCCCACAUUCCUGGGCACAAUGUUGUUAAGUUACACGUGGUACAACUUAGUAAAACCAAACGUGCAAACCAGUUCUUUGUUUCUGAUUCCUUUCAGGGGAAUUGCAUGCAAAGUGGAUUGAGAUAAUACAAACUUCCAUUCAGUUUGGCCAUGAGCAGUGUUUUGGGGGAAAAUAUAUAUUAUUUUUUUUAAAUAAACUAUUUGAAUUAUUUAAUUCUAAAAGGAAACUUAGCACAGAAAUUAGGCUUGUACAGCCUGUUUUAUAUUAACUGAAUGGCAGAAAGAAGAAAGUUUUGCUAGGUAAUUGGGAGAAGAAUCGGCCAGUUUGCUUUUUUCUCCCAAGGCGUGGAAUUUUUUUUAUAUGAAUCAAAAUUCCUGUUUUGUGUGCCAAGGUGUAAAGUUGAGAAAUUAGAUGAAUGCAAGGAGUUAAUUUGUGUUGUGAAAAAUGUGUUUUAAAAAGUUGCACUAUCUUAAUGUUUUAAAAAAUAUAUAUAUGAGGGAA